AUGCAAGCUGCCCAGCGCCUCUCGAACGUCGCUACACACCUCGCUCGCUCCGUCAUGACCGACUCUGCUCUCUCGCACGGCCCGAAGGAGCUGCAGAACAAGGGACUCGUCCUCCUGCUCGCUCAGACGCCGAACGGCGCUUCCGCAUCUACAGGCAACAAGCCCGUCUACCUGCUCGAGGAGCUCAAGGCGCUCGGAAAGAUCCCCGACUACACCUUCGUCCCCGUCUCGUUCGGCAAGAACGAGCAAAAGUCUGACUGGUUCGAGGCUGUCAACCCAAACGGACGCAUCCCCGCCCUCCUCGACAACCGCGAGGGUAAGAAGCCGAUCAAGGUCUGGGAGUCGGCGAGCAUCUUGCUUUACCUCGCCAAGACCUACGACACGGACGCGACGUUCCACUUCAAGGACGAGGACAUGCAGACUGAGCUUUUGAACUGGAUCUUCUUCAUUCAAGGCGGUGUCGGCCCUAUGCAAGGCCAGGCGAACCACUUCUUCCGCUACGCCCCCGAGAAGAUCGAGUACGGCAUCAAGCGCUACCAAGACGAGACGCGGCGCCUGUACCAGAUCUACGAAGACCACCUGAACGGCACCAAGGACGGCGAGAGGAAAGAGUGGCUCGUCGGCGGCAAGUACACCAUCGCCGACAUGUGCACUCAGCCGUGGGUGCGCAUGGCGAUGUGGGCCGGCGUCGAGUUGGAGAAGUUCCCGGCGCUGGCGGCGUGGGUCGAGCGGAUCGAGAAGCGUCCGGCGACGCAGGCGGCGCUCAAGGUCCCCGAGCAGGACAUGCUGUCGAAGAUCAAGAACGACCCGGAGUACGCCGACAAGCUCGCGAAGAAGUCGUCCGAGUGGAUUAUGAAGGGCAAUGAGUCUAAGAAGUAG
Rhodotorula toruloides NP11 is the source of this 879-nucleotide messenger RNA. Its product is annotated as glutathione S-transferase. The transcript has 6 exons. Bases 1 to 879 code for a protein of 292 amino acids. NCBI's taxonomy places the organism in Eukaryota, Fungi, Basidiomycota, Microbotryomycetes, Sporidiobolales, Sporidiobolaceae. The record is from RefSeq and is a predicted model, not a curated record.